AUGACGCGCAUCAUCUGGAAGAAAAUCCGCGAGGAGCUCAUCCUUCCUUAUCUCCAACUGGACAUCAAAUACUUUGACCUCGGUCUAGAGGCCCGCGACGCCACAAACGACCGGAUCAUGAUCGACUCCGCCAACGCGAUGCUCGAGCACAAGAUCGGCAUCAAAUACGCGACGAUCACGCCCGACGACGCGCGCGUGAAGGAGUUCAAGCUGAAGCAGAUGUGGCGGAGCCCGAACGUGACCAUCCGCAACACCGUCGGCGGCCCCGUCUUCCGCGAGCCGAUCAUCCUCGAGCGCAUCCCGCGGCCGAUACCGCGCUGGGUGAACCCCAUCGUGAUCGGGCGGCACGCGUUCGGCGACCAGUACCGCUCGACAGACCUCGUCGCCCCGGGCCCGGGGAAGCUGCAGCUCGUGUACACGCCCGCGGACGGCGCCGCGCCGACGACGCUCGACUUCGAGGCCACGGGCAUCUACUAUGAGCACCGCCUGAUUGAUGACAUGGUCGCGCAGGCGAUCAAGUCCUCCGGCGGGUUCGUCUGGGCGACGAAGAACUACGACGGCGACGUACAGUCGGACAUCCUCACGCAGGGCUUCGGCAGCCUCGGGAUGAUGACGAGCUCGCUCAUCACCCCCGAUGGACAGGUCAUCGAGAGCGAGGCCGCGCACGGCACGGUCACACGGCACUACCGCGAGUACCAGAAGGGCAACGAGACCUCCACGAACCCGGUCGCGUCCAUCUUCGCGUGGACGCGCAGGCUGCUCUACCGCGCGAAGCUCAACCCGAACCCCGCGCUCGCCGCGUUCGCGCGCGACCUCGAGGCGGCGUGCACCGAGACGACCGACGCGGACGGCGUCAUAACCAAGGACCUCGCGCUCGCGAUCCACGGCAAGGCGAUGCGCCGCGAGCACUGGGUCGUGACCGACGUGUACACGGAUGCCGUCAAGGGGAAGCUGGACCAGAAGCUCGCGGCGAGAGCGGAGAAGCCGUAG
Messenger RNA from Heterobasidion irregulare TC 32-1, 990 nucleotides. RefSeq lists its product as uncharacterized. Gene Ontology annotation, molecular function: isocitrate dehydrogenase (NADP+) activity. The record is from RefSeq and is a predicted model, not a curated record. Gene Ontology annotation, cellular component: mitochondrion. Bases 1 to 990 code for a protein of 329 amino acids. The transcript has 7 exons. NCBI's taxonomy places the organism in Eukaryota, Fungi, Basidiomycota, Agaricomycetes, Russulales, Bondarzewiaceae. Gene Ontology annotation, biological process: isocitrate metabolic process.